CAGAUCUUGAAUUAUAGAGGAAGUAAGAAUCAAAAUGAUUAGAGAACAGAACUUAAACACAUACAGAUAUACACUCUGUGGAGGCAGCCACUGGUUCUGCAAGUGAGUGAUCAAGAUGAAGAUGUUGUUGGUCGCUCUCCUGCUGAUAUCGACAACACAAACGCAUGCAGAGGAUUCUGCACUGCAAGCUGUUCUCUCACAGAAGGGACUGCAAACAGUAACUCACUGGUUGACUGACUGGCUGCAGAAUGAACUUGGUAACAUUACGCUCCCAGCUGUCAAAGGGAGUGUAUUUAUCAUUUUUGGUUCCGUGGAAUACGUCCUCUAUAACAUGUCCAUUCAGCGCUGUGAUUUGCCAGAACCAUCAGUUGCCUUUUCAGAGGGAACCGGAAUGUCUCUGCAAGUUAGUGGACUAUCCAUUGCCAUCACCGGACUAUGGAAUACACGCUAUGGUAUUAUUAAAGACGGCGGUUGGUUCGAACUGGUUAUGUUUACUGUCAGUCUCAACACGGUGUUGCAGCUGGGCAGAGAGGACGGGCGCCUCUCCAUUUCCACCCCUGUAUGUUCUGCCGAUGUGGAAAGUGUGCAAAUGAAUUUCCACGGAGGUGGAAGUCCUAUUUUCCAGCCAUUUGUAAAAUUCUUUCACAAGCACAUCACAAGCGAGAUCCGUGCAAAGAUUUGCCAAACUUUCGUAAAAGAAAUUGAAGCUCUGGAGAGCCAUCUAGCAGCGAUGUCUGUUGCCCUGAAGGUGGAUUCGUAUGUAUACAUGAAUAUUUCUUUGACAGACUCACCUCUAGUGAAGGACAGUGGACUUGGUUUGAAUGUUAAGGGUGAGUUUUACAGCAAUAAUUUCCCCUCGGAACCACCAUUUCCCUCCAACCAUUUUGAGCUGUCAUGGCGAGAGGAUUACAUGGUGUCACUGGGUGCCUCUGAGUUUUUCGUGAACUCAGCAGCGUAUGCUUAUCAGAGGGCUGGAGCGUUGAAAAUACGUAUCACAGACGACAUGAUCCCCAAGGCCUCGCCCUUCCAUCUGAACACAAGCCAGUUUGGACAACUGAUUCCUCAGCUCCCUAAGAAAUAUCCAGACCUACCAAUGCAGAUUCUGCUGUAUGCCAGUGAUGCUCCACUGUUUUCCUUUAAUAAAACAGUGAUAAAUGUCAAUGUGUCAGCUUCAGCCAAAGCCUAUGCCAUGAAAGCCAAUUCUGUUGCAAUACCCCUCUUUAGACUAGAUGUGGAAAGCUCGUUCAGUGGCAAAGCCUACAUUGACAAAUACCUGCUGAAAGGAGUGUUGCAAAUGAAAAAUUUGACCGUGACACUUGGAGCAACUGAGAUUGGUUGUUUCCCAGUCGGCCCCAUUGAGCAAGCAUUGAAGUUAAUAAUGAGCAGCUUUGUACUUCCAAAGUUGAAUGCCCAACUAAAAGACGGCCUUCCGUUGCCGCGUGUGAAGGGUUUUGGCCUCAGAAAUUCAGUGAUGACCAUUGAAAAUGGGUUUUUGGCACUUGCAACAGACCUCAGUGCCCCCUAUGGCAGCUGGCAGUGAGAGGCAUGUCCUGAAACAAGUGUUUUGUAAAGGUUUCUUAGGUUUUGACGUUUUAAUUUUCAACUAUAGGAUGUACCAUUGACUAAAAUACACAUGUUUAUUGAGGCACUGAUUGAUAGCAGUAGAGAAGCUCAGAAGCUCUUGUGAUCUUUAAUUGCAUGUAAAUGUAAAAAAAAAUUCAGCUUGAUUUAUAAAUCAAUUGCUUUUGUUGUUUAGCAACUUUUUUAAGAUUCAGUGUUUUUUUUUUAUUGUAACAAAAACUGACACAUGGCUGCUUAAUGACCAUGUUUAUUUGUAAUUACAAAAACAACAUAUCAUAUCACAGGAACCUGUGUACUAUUCCAUGCACUCUGAAUAUCCUAAAAGACCUGUUUUAAAGAUGUCUGAAUCACGCCAUCAAUUAUAAAAAAUAAAACUAAGACUGUAACUAAGAA
Pygocentrus nattereri (red-bellied piranha) is the source of this 1974-nucleotide messenger RNA. RefSeq names its product bactericidal permeability-increasing protein-like. NCBI's taxonomy places the organism in Eukaryota, Metazoa, Chordata, Actinopteri, Characiformes, Serrasalmidae. The record is from RefSeq and is a predicted model, not a curated record. Gene Ontology annotation, molecular function: lipid binding. The transcript is spliced from 16 exons. The coding region runs from base 116 to 1540 and encodes 474 amino acids.